AUGCAUUGCCAUCAUCUCCCUUCGGCUCCCGAGCACGCGUCGGCCACAACUCCGAGAGUCCAGCCUGACUGCAAACCUGGAGAACUACGAGAGGUCUUGCUGGGAGUACCGGGAGAGCACCCUCGGGUCAUUUAUUUGGGGCUAUUGUCUCAGUCCUCUUCCAACUCGUUGAGCCUUCAUCUCAGCCUCCUCACUAAGAACCGCCAAACUUGCACUACUACGACUUCACCAAAGGUCGCUUUGAUUACCGGCGCCUCCAGAGGCGUCGGCGCAGCAAUUGCCCGAUGCCUGGCCGAGGAGGGCAUGAACAUCGUUAUCAAUUACAAUUCCGAUCCAGCUGCGGCGGAACGAGUACUGCAGGAGAUGAGAGCUUCGAAUCAAGCCAAGGGACCUGGUGCAAAUGUCUCUCACUAUGCAGCAAUCCAGGCGAAUCUAGCCGACCGAAGCGGCAUUCAGCAGCUCGUGCAGCAAACCAUUCAGGCAAUGGGCCGGUUAGACGUGGUAGUUUCCAAUGUCGGCUGGACGCGAAUGACCAAUUUUAUGACUCUGGACCAUGUGAGGUUCGCUGGCAGCUCACCACGUGACAAAUUGUAA
This is a messenger RNA of Aspergillus udagawae, 594 nucleotides long. RefSeq lists its product as uncharacterized. The coding region runs from base 1 to 594 and encodes 197 amino acids. The record is from RefSeq and is a predicted model, not a curated record. The transcript has a single exon. NCBI's taxonomy places the organism in Eukaryota, Fungi, Ascomycota, Eurotiomycetes, Eurotiales, Aspergillaceae.